AUGCAAGGUUUAGAGAAUGAUGAACCAAUACCUCGUGGUAAACCGAAUGAAACAAUUAAUUUUGAUACACGUAGACAUUCUAUUAAUCAUGAACCACAAUUAUCAGGUGCAAUAGUAAUAGAAAAAUCUGAUUUAUGUCGUUUACAAGAUGAAGAUUUCCGUUCACGUAUUGCUGCAAAUAAAUCGGGAGAACAUUCUAUCGUUGAUGAAUAUGUUGAUGUUGAACGUCAUCAAAGUGUAUCUGAAUAUGAUCCAGUUGUUCAUCCAGAUUCAAAAACUGGUCGUUUACAUUUAUCAAUUCGAUAUGAUGAUGAACGAAGUAAAUUAAUUGUUCAUAUCCUUAAUGCUGAAGGUUUAAUAAGACCCGAACAAAUACAUUCACCAGAAAUGUGUUUGACAUUUUCAUUAACUGGAUUACCGGAUCAUACAGAAAAACAUACAAGAAUUGUUGUAGACAAUGCAGCUAUAUCAUGGAAAGAACCUUUAACAUUUUGUAUAACAUUCGAAAGUAUGACAAAGAAAACUUUAUAUAUUCUUGCAUCGAAUAAAACUGAUCCAGAAGCAAUUCAAGAUCGAGAAUUAUCAAUUCAAUUGAAUGACCUUGGAAGUCAAGGUGAAGAAAUAAACGAAUGGUUUGAUUUACAAUUUGUGCAAUCAUCGAAUUAA
Messenger RNA from Adineta steineri, 666 nucleotides. NCBI's taxonomy places the organism in Eukaryota, Metazoa, Rotifera, Eurotatoria, Adinetida, Adinetidae. The record is from the annotation of a GenBank genome assembly.